Molecule: messenger RNA, 303 nt
Organism: Ilex paraguariensis (yerba mate)
Lineage: Eukaryota; Viridiplantae; Streptophyta; Magnoliopsida; Aquifoliales; Aquifoliaceae
Source: the annotation of a GenBank genome assembly
AUGGCCGACAUCAAAGUGAAAAACUCCGACAAUCGGCGUCAGUCAAUUCGGUUACAACGAAGAGCACCGGCGUCGAUACAGAUAAACCGACCAUCCGAUUGGAAUGUGGCGAUACCUCUUUUAUCACCGUUGGUAACGUCACCGUCGGCGCCGCAGUCAAAAAAGUUAACGGCUGAGAUCAGACGGCCUGAUGAUAAUCAGAGCACGGAGGCCGCGAAGGAGAAGGCGGUGGUGUUUAAGAAGUGGCAGCACCCGGCGGCGCCGUUCUGUUACGAGCCGGCUCCGUUGGUGGCGUUUGUUUGA